AUGCAGCUCGAGGAGUCCGCCGAGCUGAACCUCCUUGCCUCUGUUGGGAACGUCUAUGACCUUCGGCUGCUCCAGCGGGCGGCCAUCGUUCAGGAUCGUGCCUUGCGGAAGCCGUGGGAGAAUGGUGGAAAAGGGCAAGGCAAGCACAACAACAAGGGCGAGUGGUGGCGUAACCGCACACGAGAUGUCUACACCGACUUCAACGACGACCAGCCCUACCUGAACGAUGACAUCGACCAGGACGACGAUGACACGCCCAUCCCCGAGGAAGUUGCUGAAGAACUCUACGAGGCCUACAUGACCCACGAGAAUGCCAAGGCCAAGUACGGGACUUGGCAAAAUCACGAGGGACGGAUCCUUCGAUGCAAGAGAAAGGGGCACUGGCACCGUGACAGCGAAUGCCCUUUGAAUCAGGCCAAGAACGCAGGAGCGUCGACCUUGGCAACCUCCGGAUCCCAGGCCAAUGCGAAUGGUCCCUCGUCAGGGGUGAAGAGCUCCUACCAAUGCCACGUGGUGCACGUGACUUGGGAUUUGAACGAGGGCACCACCGACGACCUGACGGCCAUCACGGACACGGCGUGCUCACGAUCUGCGGCUGGGGCUCCGUGGCUGGAACGUUACCUUCAGCUGGUGGACAAGCAUGGCGGCGGAAGGCCUGUCUUUGUCAACGGGGUCGAGAAGUUCAAGUUUGGUGCCUCCAAGAUCUUUGAGUCUAGGUACUCGGUGGUUGUUGCCUUCACCUUGGGUGAGUCCAUUGUCCAGGUUAAGACGGCUAUUGUCGAGGGUGAUGUCCCUCUCCUCUUGCGCAAGAAGGCCCUGGGCAACAUGGGGAUGAUCUUCGAUGUGGCUCGGAACGUCGCGGACUUCACCACCUUGAACCUGAAGUCCUUUCCUUUGCUGAUCACUGAGACAGGGCACCCUGCUCUGCCUCUUGUGCCUGCUGUUUGGAAGGUUCACCCUGGACAGGCCCACGAUUGGAGCGCCACCGGGAUCGAGAUUCAGAUUGCUCCGAAGAGUCCGCAAUAUGAUGUUGCGCAUGAGGUCCACAUGUUACAGUCCAGUGUUGAAAAGUACCAGUCUGGUUGGCUAGAAGCUCCCAACAACGAUACAAAGAUCUUCUACCCCAAGAAAAUUUCCCCAGCUGUCUACAACAUGUUGACCAUGCCCGGUUUCUGCGAGCACUCCUUUUCCAUGUGGUGGAAGGACACGAGCAUCAGUCAGGACUUUUGGAUUGAGACCAAGACUA
Symbiodinium pilosum is the source of this 1246-nucleotide messenger RNA. The record is from the annotation of a GenBank genome assembly. Lineage: Eukaryota; Dinophyceae; Suessiales; Symbiodiniaceae.